GACUUGCUGAGCUUACUGCAUACCCAAGCCUAUUACCUAGAGACUACUUACCAUACCUAAGCCUAAUUUUCUUGUGGAUAUGAACACAAUGAUGGUCUUUCUGCUUGUGACACUUGCAAUGGGAUUAUUAUGCGCCGCUUCGGACACUGGUGGAUGCUUUCCUAAAGAGCACGCCUGCAAGGUGUUGCGCAGGCACUGGCGACACCCACAACAGCUGCCGAACAAGCCACCGCGGAUGCCAGUGUCAAGUUGCCCUGAGUUCAAGCUCCAAUCGUCAUCCGACAUUAGCAACCGCUCCCUCUCGCCUUGGCGGUACAGGACAGACGUGGAUGAAACCAGGUACCCGGAGCAUAUUUCAGUGGCUGAGUGUCUGUGCGCCGGCUGUAUCAUAGACGGAAAGGAGAACAGGGAUUACAUUUCCCAUCCAGUCUUUCAAACUAUGAUGGUCGUGCGGAAGAAGGAGUGCGCUGUGAAAGGCCAAUAUUCCUUCAAAACGGAAAUGAUCCAAGUACCAGUUGCAUGCACCUGCUUGAUACCUAGGUCUGUUUAAGGACAUUCAUGACUAACUCUUUAAAAGAGUGAAUAAGAAAAAAAAAGGUAGUGACAUGUUUCACGUUUUGUUGUGUUUGUUCUAAAAUGCAAAGAAGUUACUAAUAACACUACUGUAUAUUGGCUUGCCGAUAGCAGAUGUUUUACAUUAAAAUAAGAAGUAGGCUACCUGAUGGCGUCUUAUUGCGUCCUCUGAGCUAGCGGGUUCUUUGUUAUAUAUAUUUAAAUUAUUUAUUGUGCAUGUUUUUAUUUAUUGAUGUGUACAUUUGCUAUUUGUAUUUUCUAUUUAUCAAAAUUUGUUUGACAACUCUUCCUAAACUAGUCUGUAAAUUAUGGGCAAUAUUGUUGUGAAUUGAAGUUGUCAGAUUGGUUAUGGUUUUCAUGUUCUCUUGUGACACUAAGCUAUGUGCAUGCCAACAUUUUCAGGUUCAAGCUAAAGAACCAUUUGAAUAAAAUG
Messenger RNA from Sardina pilchardus (European sardine), 1006 nucleotides. RefSeq names its product interleukin 17c (gene il17c). NCBI's taxonomy places the organism in Eukaryota, Metazoa, Chordata, Actinopteri, Clupeiformes, Clupeidae. Gene Ontology annotation, molecular function: cytokine activity. Bases 80 to 550 code for a protein of 156 amino acids. Gene Ontology annotation, cellular component: extracellular region. The record is from RefSeq and is a predicted model, not a curated record. Gene Ontology annotation, biological process: inflammatory response. The transcript has 3 exons.